Molecule: messenger RNA, 837 nt
Organism: Truncatella angustata
Lineage: Eukaryota; Fungi; Ascomycota; Sordariomycetes; Amphisphaeriales; Sporocadaceae
Product: PHB depolymerase family esterase
Exons: 2
Coding region: 1-837 (278 amino acids)
Cellular component (GO): extracellular region
Molecular function (GO): hydrolase activity
Source: RefSeq, a predicted model, not a curated record
AUGGUGAUCAAUGCCGCGCUCACGACGGUGACGAACUGGGGCUCGAAUCCAACAAACCUGGAGAUGCAGAUCUACUUGCCAAAAACACUGGCAGCGAAGCCAGCAGUAAUAGUCGCACUCCACGGCUGUUCAGGGAGCGGCGCCCAAUACUACCAACAAGCCAACUAUGAUUCAUAUGCAGACGCCAAGGGCUUCAUCGUGGUCUAUCCUUCGGCGCGCAACGAUAGCAACUGCUGGGACGUCUCUUCCUCCAAAUCACUCUCUCACAAUGGCGGCGGCGACAGCCAGGGGCUGGCAAACAUGGUUGCAUAUCUCAUCAAGACGUACAACGCCGAUCCGACCAAGGUAUAUGCGACGGGCACCUCGUCGGGGUGUAUGAUGACCAAUGUUCUCCUCGCCGUCUAUCCCGACGUGUUCGCAGCUGGGUCAUGCUAUUCCGGCGUCGCAGCUGGGUGUUUUGCGGGGUCUCCCGGCAGCAGUCCCAUCUCGUCGGACCGGACAUGCGCCAACGGCAAAGUGAACAAGUCUGGAGCAAGCUGGUCUACCCAGGUCCACGCAAUGUAUGCUGGUUAUAACGGAACGUACCCACGCAUGCAGACGUUCCACGGCACGGCGGAUAACCUGGUGUUCUAUGCCAACUUGGCAGAGCAGCUGAAAGAAUGGUCCUCGCUGCUCAAUGUCACGUUCACGAAGAAUGAGACGAACACGCCACAGAGCGGGUACACCAAGAUAACCUAUGGAGAUGGGACGAAGCUGGUUGGUUUUUCAGCUCAAGGCGUAGGACACACCGUACCAGUUCACGCCCAGCUUGAUAUAGCAUGGUUCGGUCUAAACUGA